CGGGCGGUCCGGGACGCUGCGCGGCGAUGCCUCCGGCCGCCAGGUGGCGCAGUGAUGCGGGCGGUCCGGGACGCUGCGCGGCGGGUCGCGGAGGAGGCGCGCGAACUGUACUUGAACAAUUCGGUACCUUACUUGGAGCAGCCUCCUACCCCAUUGGAAUUCCAGCGAAGUUGGCUAUGUCCCAACAAGCCCUUCAUAGUGCAAAAUGCCAUCAGUCACUGGCCAGCCAUCUCCAAAUGGACAUUCUCCUACCUCAGAGAAAGGGUUGGAGAGCAGAGAGUGAGUGUGGCAGUGACUCCCAAUGGCUAUGCGGAUGCUGUGUACCAGGACCGAUUCGUCAUGCCUGAGGAACGGCAGAUGCUGUUCAGGGAAUUCCUGGACAUUGUUGAGAGGAAGCAGGCACCUCAUGGCGUGUUCUACAUACAGAAGCAAUGCUCAAAUCUGACUGAGGAAUUCCCUGAGCUCCUGAAGGAUGUAGAAUCCCACAUCCCGUGGAUGACAGAGGCACUGGGAAAGAGCCCUGACGCAGUAAAUUUCUGGCUGGGGGAAUCAGCUGCGGUGACCUCAUUGCAUAAAGAUCACUAUGAGAACCUGUACUGUGUGAUUUCGGGAGAGAAGCAUUUUAUCCUCCUUCCGCCCACUGACAGACCCUUUAUCCCCUACGAACUCUUCCAACCUGCAACAUACAAGGUUAAUGAAGAUGGUUCCUUCGAUGUGAUAGAUGUGCAGAACGCAGAGAAGGUACCUUGGAUUCCUCUAGACCCUCUGGAUCCUGACCUCAGUCGUUUCCCUGAGUAUGCCCAUGCAAAACCUCUCCAUUGCACAGUGAGAGCAGGCGAGAUGCUGUAUCUCCCCUCGUUGUGGUUUCACCAUGUUUGCCAAUCACAUGGCUGUAUUGCAGUGAACUUCUGGUAUGACAUGGAGUAUGACAUCAAGUACAAUUAUUUCCAGUUCCUGGACUCAGUAACAAAAAUGAUGAAUGCAGUGUAACCUUCCCAGGAUUCAGCCAAGAUUGAGUGAACUGCACCAUGGGCUUCUGUCAGAUAUGGGCUAGCUUCUUCGCUGUGUUCCAGAUGAGUCACCAAGCAGCCAAUAUCAAAUUAAAUAUUUGUAUUCACUUUGGAGAGAGUAAUUGUUAAUAGGAGGAAAUCAGUGUUACAAAUGCACUUUCCAUCACAUCUGCAGAACUCACGUCUUAGCACAUCAGAAGCUUGAAGAUUUUGUACUCUGGUUAUGGGUGGGUAAAUAUGCUGACAUUCUGUGAGCAAAUGUGGUGCUCCCCAAGUGAAGAUCUUUCCAGUGAUUCUCAAGAUUGUGCAUACCAUAUUCAUUGCUUGAAGAAAAUUGACAGUUUUAUAUAACUACUUCAUUGAGAUUAGUGAGACAGUGUCUUGAAUGUACUAUUCAAAGCUGGCUCCAUGUGAAUUGCAAAACUCCUGUUAAGAUGAUGAUCAAUUUAAUGGUUAGAAUAACGCAGUCGCACAAUAUCCUGACUGAAUCAAGCAACCUAUUUAUUCAAUGUAAUUAAGGACAGUUUUUCUUUCUACCUCAUCAAUUUCAGUGGAGGAUUGACAACGAGAAACAAUGGAAUACCAAUUACAUUUUGCAGGAGAAGAUGAUGGGUGCAGUCUUCUGGAAUGACCUGCCUAUUUCUGUUUUUCAAUGUGUAUCCUGUCUGUCAAUAUAUUAAAAUCUGAAUAUAGGUUGUCAUUUACAA
Hypanus sabinus (Atlantic stingray) is the source of this 1717-nucleotide messenger RNA. RefSeq names its product jumonji domain containing 7 (gene jmjd7). Gene Ontology annotation, molecular function: 2-oxoglutarate-dependent dioxygenase activity. The record is from RefSeq and is a predicted model, not a curated record. The transcript has 8 exons. NCBI's taxonomy places the organism in Eukaryota, Metazoa, Chordata, Chondrichthyes, Myliobatiformes, Dasyatidae. Bases 55 to 990 code for a protein of 311 amino acids.